Molecule: messenger RNA, 851 nt
Organism: Cylicocyclus nassatus
Lineage: Eukaryota; Metazoa; Nematoda; Chromadorea; Rhabditida; Strongylidae
Source: the annotation of a GenBank genome assembly
AUUUCAGAUGCACUCAUUGUUUUUACUUCUGCUAGUAGUGGCUGUUCUUCUCAACCAAACCGAAGGCCUCUUCGGAAUUGGGCGAAUGCAGUCAGUGGCAGUGACGGGAGCAGUGGAAUGCAAUGGCUCACCUAUGCCAGGUGUUGGGGUAAAACUCAGCGAAAAAGAUCUAUUUUUCGAUACGGAUUUGGAUGAAGGGAAGACUGAUAAGACUGGCAGCUUCUAUUUGUACGGAAGCAAACGAGAAAUUACUACAAUCGAUCCCAGACUCUACAUCUAUCAUAAGUGCAAUUAUCAUGGGAUGCAAUCUUUGUAUUUGCUUCUGCUAGUAACGGCCGCUCUCCUCAACCAAGCCGAAGGUCUCUUUGGAGUAAUUGGCCGAAUGCAGUCUGUGGCAGUGACGGGCGCAGUUGAAUGCAAUGGUUCACCAAUGUCAGGCGUUGCGGUAAAACUCAACGAAAAAGAAAUAUUUUUCGAUACGGAAUUGGACGAAGGAAAAACCGAUAAGGCUGGCAGCUUCUAUUUGUACGGAGGCAAACGACAAAUCACUACAAUCGAUCCCAAACUCUACAUCUAUCACAAAUGCAAUUAUCAUGGACCUUGCUACAAGAAGAUAGGAAUCGAAGUUCCGAGCGCCUACGUGGUUCAUGGCCGUUAUCCACAAUUUUCAUACAACGUUGGAAUGAUCAAACUUGGUGCUAUGCCGAAAGGAGAGACUGUAGAGUGUUUGAACUGAGCGCUUAGAUAUGUAGUACAUUCGAUAUUUGCUUCAAUCAGAUAAAAUUGUUGUAGUGAUCGCGUAGAGAGUCGAUUUGACAAGGUUAUACAUAAAUAUCUGAAAAGAUUUUUGC